This is a messenger RNA of Syngnathoides biaculeatus (alligator pipefish), 2534 nucleotides long. Its product is annotated as calpain-2 catalytic subunit-like. Gene Ontology annotation, biological process: proteolysis. NCBI's taxonomy places the organism in Eukaryota, Metazoa, Chordata, Actinopteri, Syngnathiformes, Syngnathidae. Bases 129 to 2225 code for a protein of 698 amino acids. Gene Ontology annotation, cellular component: cytoplasm. The transcript is spliced from 21 exons. The record is from RefSeq and is a predicted model, not a curated record. Gene Ontology annotation, molecular function: calcium-dependent cysteine-type endopeptidase activity; calcium ion binding.
GUCUGCUUCUCUGGCAUGAUAAACAAGGGCGUGGCCUCACCUGCGUUACCAACUACUAUUAUGUAGACACACACCUCAGACAUGCAGUCACUUUCCAGACAGUCGCGGCACCUGAGAACGCAUUGAAAAUGUCUGGGAUUGUAAUUAGGGUACAGCACAACCGAGACAAAUUGCAAGGCAUUGGAACCAACGCUCACGCAGUGCCUUACUUAAACCAGGACUAUGAGACUCUGAAGCGAAGCUGUCUGGAGAGAGGACGCCUAUUUGAGGAUGAAAGUUUUGAGCCGCUACCAGCGUCUUUGGGCUUCAAUGAGCUUGGACCCGGUUCCUAUAAAGUUCGAGGCAUCGAGUGGUUGAGACCAAAGGAAAUUGUCUCCAAUCCAAAAUUUAUUCUGGAAGACGCUGCCAGGACAGAUAUUUGUCAGGGAGCACUUGGUGACUGCUGGCUCUUGGCGGCAAUUGCCUCUUUGACACUCAACAAGCAAAUUUUGUCUCGUGUUGUACCACAUGACCAAAGCUUUGAUGAGAACUACGCUGGAAUCUUUCAUUUUGAGUUCUGGCAGUUUGGCGACUGGGUGGAUGUGGUGGUCGAUGACCGCUUACCCACGAGAGAUGGAGAACUGCUAUUUGUCCACUCAGAAGAAGGAUCUGAGUUUUGGAGCGCCCUGCUGGAGAAGGCCUACGCCAAAUUAAAUGGAUGCUACGAGGCUCUCGCCGGAGGAAGCACCACUGAAGGCUUCGAGGACUUCACUGGAGGCAUUGCUGAGAGACAUGACCUAUCCAACGCUGAUCCUUACCUCUUCAAUAUCAUAAGGAAGGCCCUGGACAGAGGCUCCCUUCUGGGAUGCUCAAUCGAUAUCACCAGUGCAGCCGACUCAGAAGCUGUGACACGCCGCAAGCUGGUGAAGGGCCACGCCUACUCUGUCACAGGUGCUGAGCAGGUGAGUUACAGGGGAGGCACUGAAGAGCUGAUCAGAAUCAGAAAUCCAUGGGGGCAGGUGGAGUGGAAUGGAGCCUGGAGUGACAAUUCCUCUGAGUGGAAAUAUGUGAGCCAUGAUGACCGCCAGAGGCUGACCAACCGCAGCGAAGAUGGGGAGUUUUGGAUGUCAUUUUCGGACUUCCUGCGAGAGUAUUCCCGUCUGGAGAUCUGCAACAUCACACCUGAUGCCCUCACAUCGGAGUACAGGAAGUGGGCGGAGACAGAGUUUGAAGAAACGUGGAGAAUCGGUGUUUCUGCCGGUGGCUGCAGGAACUAUCCAAAUACCUUCUGGACAAAUCCUCAGUUUGUCAUAAAACUGGACAAAGUGGACGAUGACCCCUAUAAUGGAGAGGACGGCUGCACAUUCAUUGUGGGAUUGAUGCAGAAGAACAAGCGUCGCAGGAGAAAAAUGGGGGAGGACAUGGAGACCAUUGGCUUCCUUGUCUACGAGCUGCCUGAGGAGUACCAUGGCGCCAGUCAAGUGCACCUGAAGAAAAAUUUCUUCUUAAUGAACCGUUCAGCUGCACGCUCCGAAACCUUCAUCAACCUCCGAGAAGUGUGCAGCCGUCACCACCUGCCCCCGGGGGAGUACCUCAUCAUUCCCUCCACCUUUGAGCCCAACAAGAACGGGGAUUUUUAUCUGCGGGUGUUCUCUGAGAAACCGGCGGAAUUUCAAGAGAUUGAUGAUCCAAUUGACUGCCAUGUUGAACAGAUGGACAUAGAUGAAGGCAAUAUUGAUGACAGAUUCAAGAGACUGUUUGGACAGCUUGCAGGACAUGAUGUGGAGAUUUCUGCAUAUGAGCUGCAGAGAAUUCUCAACAAAGUGGUGGUAAACCGAAGUGACAUCAAAACCGACGGGUUCAGCCUGACCACGUGCCGCAACAUGGUCAACCUGCUGGAUAAAGAUGGAAGUGGCAAGCUAGGCCUGGUGGAGUUUAAGAUUCUGUGGACGAAGAUUGAAAGGUUUUUGGACAUUUACAGAGAAAAAGAUGCCGACAACAGCGGCUGCAUGAGUUCUUCUGAGAUGCGGUCGGCAGUAGAAGUCGCUGGUUUCUCACUCAACAACCCGCUGCACCAGAUCAUUGUGGCGCGCUACAGAGAACCAAGCUACACCAUUGACUUUGACAACUUUGUGUGCUGCCUUAUCCGUUUAGAAUCACUUUUCACUGCAUUCAAGAGCCUGGACAAUGGUUCUGGUGUGAUAGAGUUGAGCUACAUGGAGUGGCUGGAACUGUCUAUGCUGUAGAGGUCCUCAAACUAUUAUAACAAUGCAAGGAAAAUAAAUAAACUACACUUAAAGCGGGAUUUGUAGUUUUUGAAAAAAACAGACGAUUUGAAUGUAGUCUCACUUCACUAGUACCUGCCCUCACUCCUGAAGUUUAUUUGCAACAGAGUUAGGUGUUGUUAAAACACUUAUGUUAUCGUUGAAGUUUUAUUUUUACAGGUGUGUGCUGGUGACCUAAUUGUAUCAGAAACUGCAUCCUUGCAUCUCUCAUUGGUUGUUUUUCCUUAGGCACAGGGGUUUCUUAAAAAUCAAAUUAGAGGCACCAGAUGG